CAAUCGAUUUCCAAUGUUCUUGCGCAUCUCACGGCAACAUUGAUCAAACAGAAAUUGUAUAGGUUAUGUUCAUCGGCAAAGUUAUUUCGGAGAAUCAAAUUUCUGAAAAAAAAUAAUAAGUUACAAUGAAAAUGUACGCGUUUAUUAAACAGUGUUAAACGUUAUAUAGAUUCAUUGUCCCGGAAUAGAAAUGAUUCGAAAUGUAUAACUUGUCGAUAAGUGUUAGUGUUGUAAAAUGAAGGGAGGUUAAGUUGUACAUAAAUACCACGGAGUGCACAAAAUUUCUUUGGAAACGUAUCCAUCCAAUUUAUAGUAGUUUGAAAGGAAAAAUUUGGGAAAAAGCAACAUUUACGUUAAAAACGGAAAAUGUUUAAGAAUACAUUCCAAAGUGGAUUUUUAUCAAUCUUGUAUAGUAUCGGUAGCAAACCGUUACAGAUUUGGGAUAAGAAAGUAAGAAAUGGUCAUAUAAAGAGAAUAACGGAUAAUGAUAUACAAAGUUUAGUACUCGAAAUAUUGGGUAGUAACGUUAGUACAACGUAUAUCACGUGUCCAGCAGAUCCCAGGAAAACUUUGGGCAUCAAAUUGCCGUUCUUAGUAAUGAUCAUCAAAAAUCUGAAAAAGUACUUUACAUUUGAAGUUCAGGUAAUCGAUGAUAAGAAUGUACGCCGUAGAUUUCGAGCUAGCAAUUAUCAAUCUACUACCAGAGUGAAACCCUUUAUUUGCACUAUGCCGAUGAGACUGGACGAUGGAUGGAAUCAAAUUCAAUUCAAUUUAGCAGACUUUACUAGACGCGCGUAUGGAACAAACUAUGUGGAAACAUUGAGAAUUCAAAUCCAUGCCAAUUGUAGAAUAAGAAGGGUAUACUUCUCGGAUAGAUUAUAUUCGGAAGACGAAUUACCUGCGGAAUUUAAAUUAUUCUUACCUAUACAGAAUAAAGCAAAGUGUUAAAUUAAGAGUAUAUUUAUAAUUUUGUACGUUGGAUUGAAUGGAAGAACUAGAAUGCACAAUUGAUAGUUAUAAACUGAUCGCAUUUGUGACAUGGAUUUAGAGUUUAAAUUGAUCAAAUAAAUAUAUAUACACUUUGUA
Messenger RNA from Megalopta genalis, 1086 nucleotides. It is a transcript of the gene Bug22, whose product is annotated as cilia- and flagella-associated protein 20. The record is from RefSeq and is a predicted model, not a curated record. NCBI's taxonomy places the organism in Eukaryota, Metazoa, Arthropoda, Insecta, Hymenoptera, Halictidae.